Molecule: messenger RNA, 5972 nt
Organism: Thunnus maccoyii (southern bluefin tuna)
Lineage: Eukaryota; Metazoa; Chordata; Actinopteri; Scombriformes; Scombridae
Product: HMG box transcription factor BBX
Exons: 16
Coding region: 536-3136 (866 amino acids)
Biological process (GO): regulation of transcription by RNA polymerase II
Cellular component (GO): nucleus
Molecular function (GO): RNA polymerase II transcription regulatory region sequence-specific DNA binding; DNA-binding transcription factor activity, RNA polymerase II-specific
Source: RefSeq, a predicted model, not a curated record
CGUUUAGUCAGUGAGUUAUGCCUGUGGCUGUUCAAUAAGCGUGUACCGUUUUGGAAACCAUUGCAUGUUAAAACCGUGACACGUCCAGUUAGCAGGCUGUAGAGCUAGCAAGCUAACUAGCUACUUUUAUUCCUAGUAACACUGCUAGGAAAUGGAGCUACUGCUCAGCAAAACAUUGCCCAUAGAUGCAUGUGCCUCGGCAGAAAAUCCCCAGUUUAAUUAAUCAUUGCGGAUGUUUUUUCCUCGGAGUGGGAGACAUUUCGACGACACUGUCGUCGGAGAGUUUGACAGGAGUGAAAUAUCCCCACUACUGUACUGUACUUGGGUUUUCUCCUCCAAACCAAAGCAAGAUGGACUCUCAUUCGGCUUGUCUGUCUUGUCAGAGCCCAGAUCGACAUUUUGCACGGAGAUGAAAAUGUGUACUUAGAUGUUGGAGCACAUUAGGUCAUCGUCAUUGCAUGACAAAGGCUGUGGCAGAUUCAUCUUCAUCACUCAUACAGCAUUUCCAUAGUUUAUUCUUCAGUGCGGUAGUACCAUGAAAGGUGGAGGAAGGGGUAAGGAACCGUCUGUUGCAGGGGAGGUCACUGGCAAGCGCCCCAAACGCAAAUGCCUGCAGUGGCACCCACUUCUCUCCAAAAAGGCUCUGGAUUUUUCUGAGGAAGAAGAAGAAGAGGAUGAAGAGGAGCUGGAGAAGCAGCCAGUGCUGUGUGACCGGGACCAGGGGUCGCAGGUGCAGUGUGGAAGCACAACAGAAGAAGUGGAGGAGGACUCCAACGAACAGCGGGCUCGACGGCCAAUGAAUGCCUUCCUCCUCUUCUGCAAACGCCACCGCUCCCUGGUGCGGCAGGAGCACCCUCGUCUGGACAACCGUGGGGCCACUAAGAUCCUGGCUGACUGGUGGGCUGUGUUGGAGCCCAAGGAGAAGCAGAAAUACACUGACAUGGCUAAGGAGUACAAGGACGCCUUUAUGAAGGCUAACCCAGGCUACAAGUGGUGUCCCACCACCAGCAAACCAGUGAAGAGCCCUUCAUGUCAGCCAGUUGGCAACCCCCGCAAAAAAGUUUGGUCCUUCUCUUCCAACUCAUCCAAGGACUCGACCACUGCCAAAAAAGUGCCCAAAACUGACAGCAUGCCACAGUUAAACUUUGCCAUGGCAGAUCCUACAAAGAUGGGAGGCCUUAGCAUGCUGCUGUUAGCCGGGGAACAUGCCCUCACAAAUAGAGAGAUCCCUUCCAGCACUAAACCUAGUUUACCAGAUACAGCCAGCGAAGGGAACUCCUUUCCAGAAGAUAAGGAAGAGAUGUUGUCUGGGACAAUACUGAACAGAGUGCCUGACAUCACUGAAAGCAGGGUCACGUCUGCCCUUUCCCCACUGGCAGAGUCAUCUCUAUCUGUGGCACCUGAAGGAAAACCAUGCAGACAGUCUGCUCUCUUCCAGCUGGCUGAGAUGUGUUUAGCGUCUGAAGCUGGAAAGAUGGACACAGUCGUAUCUCAGCCAGAGGACAGCUCUUCUUCAGCCUCUCUCCAGCAAACUACAGUCAAGCCUGAGAUCAAGGAGGAGAAAACAGAAACAGACAACUGUCCUCCCUCCUCUCACACUUCAGCCCUCUUACCUUCGCUCCCCUCUGUCACUUCUACCUCCACUGAUGCCAUUCCCCCACAACUCAGCAGCCAAAAUGCACGUGUCAAAAAGAAGUGCAAGAAAAAAGAGGUGACCAAGUCAAAUGAUAAUGAUGAGAUCCCUUGUUCAGCAAAGAAGAUCAUCAAGAAGUGUGACCAUGCUGAAUCAAAUGUGGACAGUACAAUUGAGGCGGUGGCCAAAGGGGUCUGGAAGGACCCAGAGGAGAAGCUCAAGAAGAAGAUCCAGAGCAGUCCCGGUGGUGGAAACUCUGGUUUGCCUAAAAAGAAGAGCAAACCCAAAGUCAAGACCUUUGUCAAAGAAAAAGAGGAGGAGAUGGAUGAUGACAGUGGGCAGUGUGGGCAGUACAGCUCCUCUGAGGUGGAGAUGAAGGAAGAGAUGACUGAUGUUAGUCCCAAGACAGAAGCAGAAGAAACAAGUAUAGAAAGCACAGAACUUCAGGGCAGCAUGGCAGAACCCCAAAACUCCCCUGGCAGCCCUUCACCUGCUAAGCUCAAAGAGGAGGAGAAGGGGAAGGAGAGGUCGAGUGAAGCAGAGUGCAACCCAGAGAGCCGCGGCUCCAGGAAGUCAGAGAGGAGCUGUAAAGGGGCCUUGUAUAAGACCCUCGUCUCUGAGGGCAUGCUGACAUCACUGAGAGCCAAUAUCGACAGAGGUAAAAGAGGUGCUCUCCGUGCUUCUGAUCAUGAUGCAAACUGGAGUGAUGACAGCUGGACAGUUUCUCAGAUGGGACCUAAUAACCCCAAGAAGCUGAAAAAGUCAAAGUCCAAAGAUGAAUCUUCACAGGGCCUAGGGAAACUGGAGGAAGAGUUUGAAAAGAAGUUUAACAGCCUGCCACAGUAUAGCCCAAUGACAUUUGAUAAGAAGGGGACUGCUGUUGCAAAGAAGAAGAAGACGGACAGCUCCUCUGUUCAAGAGGAAGCCUCCAAAACCUGCAAAGGGCCAUCUCCAUCUCAGAAAAAGACUUCAUUCCACAAGAUUGUUAGGAAGCACAAACACAAAAAGGAGAAACCAGGUGCAGUGGAAAAAGCAGUGGGACAGAGUGAUUCCACCAUGCUGGACUCAGCUUCAAAAGCCAAAUCAUGUGCCCCCAUUGCCAUAAUGUGCCCAGAUGUCCAGGGCACCACUAGUAUGGAGAUGCUAGUUGGUAGCCAGAAGAGGAAGGCUAGGAAGACCAAGAUCACACACUUGGUGCGCACAGCUGAUGGCAGUGUGUCUCCAGCUGAGGAGGACAAAAUGAGGGACCUGAACCAGGAACAGGAGAAGAAGCCAUUACCCCAACAGAAUUUAUGCAAUGAAAAAGGGUGCUACAGUAAUCCCAGACCCGAGGAGGCAGAGAGGAGCACCGUACCGCAAGAGCUACCUGCUUUCUUCAGCCUGGCAGCCCUCGCUGAGGUAGCAGCCAUGGAAAACGCUCAUAGAGGGCAGAGAGGCCUGGCUGAGAGUCAGAAGAAAGAGCUUGCCCAGACUCCAGUCCUCAUCUCCUGCGCUGAUCAGUGAAACUCUGCUGCUGUUACGAGAAGCCACAACAUGGACACUGGCAGUGGAGCUUUACUUUCCUCAGUGGGGACCCCACUCUGAAGGGAGACUUGAUCAGGAAGCUUUGGACAGACUCCACCUUCCCCCUGUGUGGUGAAUUAUUUGCUUGAGCUCGGGUUCAUGGUGGGGGAAAGAGACCCUCUCUCCUCCUCCUCCUCCUCCUCCCUGCUCUUUGCUAUCUCAGUGUUUCCCCAGAAGCCUUCCUUUGGUUAGAGGGAGGAUGCCUUUCUGAAUUCCUCUCACCCCCCCCUUAGAUGCUCGGUUAGGGCCUGUGGAAGAACCACACUGUCCCCCAGUGCAUGGGUUCCCUUGUAGAGAUGAUUGUCAUGGGUUUCUCGUACACCAUUCUGUCAAAUAGAGGCCAUUUUUAAGGUCAAGUCUUGCAACUUAAAAAAUAGCAUUUUAGGUAGGGAAGAACCCCAACACUGCAUUCGUUUUCUAGACGAACACAGCUUUCUGUCACCUUUUUACCUCACACACACACCUACUGAAGAGUUCCCUCCACCUCUGGUAGAAUACCUCUGUAUUUGAAUAGCUCUUAUCCCUUCCACUCCUUCCAGCUUCAACCCAAAAUGACUUUAACCAGGGUAAAUGAUCAUGAUGGAUACUUCCAUUACCAACUUAUUGCUUAGUGUUUCCCUGUGGUACACUAAUGUGGUGUACUCAGACUAUGAAGAAACCAUGGUUGAGUAUUUGAUAUGUACGUUAAGAUGAUGCUACUGUUAAACAGUAUGUGGUAGCUACAAAUAAUCAUGUUAGAUUGAAUGUGUAAGAGUAGACCUGUGCAUACCUUGCAUCUGAACUAGAGUUGACUAUAGCUGAGGGUGUUUGUCUGUCCUGUUCAUCCUUUAUUAGUAGGUUCAGAGUGUCCCUGUCAGGUUUAUGAGACAGUAGGUCAGCUUAAAAACUGCUUCCUGUGAUGGGGAGGUUGCGUGAAAUUGAUUCAUAUAUAGCCUUAACCCUCCCACCCAGACCCUCUUUGCCACCACCAGCUUCUUGCUCAAUGCCAUCACAGUCCUGAAGUCAGUAAACAUUUUUGAAUAGUGAAAUGCAGUUUUUGUCAAUACUUGAUCUUAUUGCAGUUUGCGUAGCAAUUAGGUUAAUUCCUUGUGUGCAAAUUAUUUUAUUGAAUAGGUGUUUUUUUUAAAUUUGUUUAUUGCGUAAACACUGCACUAAUUCAUAGCUAAAGUGUGAGUUGCUCUUAGGAGAGUAAGGAAAUGCCUCGUCUCCAUCGGUCACAGUGUUUGUACACCAUAGCUUGUCUCGAUAGUGUCUUCAAUGUCCUCAGGACCUGGCUAAAGUCAGCCACCGGCUCCAACAUAAAGGAUCAGGAGUUUGUCAGUCUAAAUGGAUUAUUUGUUUUAUGAAAUGGCUUUAUAUAUGUCUCAUAAAAUGAGAAUUUGAAAAAAGAAAAGAUCUUGAUGAAAUUAAAUUUACUAUUUUAUCUGAUUUCAUACAGGAACAAAAUGUUUGAUUGAAUGUGUCCAAAUCAGAGCACGCGAUGCUAUGGUUCCUCUCAGAGCUAAUGGAGACAAGGCAUUUAAUUAUAUUUUCCCCAUUUAUUCCUAUCGGCCUUUUGAGAUUUUAUUGCCAAGUAAUGGUCUACUCAGAGGUCACAUGUAAUCAAUGUUUUGAUUUUUUAGAAGUAUUUAUAUUUAGUAUUCUUUUUUUUUUUAUUUUGUUUUGUUGAUGUUUGGUCAGAAUCAUUCCAUUUCCAUGCCUCUGUAUCGGCCAUACUUUUGUUUACAGUUAAUCAGCUGUAGUAGUGAGGAAAAAUAAGGAAGGAUGCAGUUGAGCUGAUUUGUUGUCUUCCCAAGAGUUGGUAGAACCUGGAAGAGCUGCCACAGGCUAAUGGAGGUUAAUUGAGAGCUACAGACUUCCCAGCAAUACCCCCCACCUCUUUACCUACCAGCCUUUUGUUCCUCUGUGUAGACCAAUACUUAAUUUAUCACAUUUUCCAUUCAGUCACGUCUAUAACUUUUAUAACUCUUUGUUUUCUAUUUGAUUGUUUUUUCUGUUAAAGUGUGUGUGUUUAUGAUGCUCUUUUAACUAAGUCCUCAUUAUGAACUUCAGUGGUUUUUCUUGAGGUCAAGUUUUCUGGAUUAAGACUGUUGUCAAAAAAAGAUCAAGCUCAUAGACGAUGAAUGCAUCUAUGCUUACCUGCUAAGCAAACAAGCACUGAGGUAAAAUGCACCGUCUGUAGAUAAUGAGCUUGUCUUUUCACCUCUGGAGGUGUGUGUGUGUCACUAUUUCUUGGAUAUGUGGUAAGAUGUGUUAAGAGUGCUUUCAGACACACAGGACAGAAAAAUAAGAAAUGAAUGGGUCUUAAAGAACUCAUGCGUCUUGAAAUAGAGUAUUUUUCCUAAAUCACGGCAUUGUUACAUGGUAAUAGUGUUUUGCUAAUGGAGGCCCUUUGUGUGCAAAAAGUGCAGUACAUGCAACAAAUCUAUGAUUCCUCUAAAUUGGUCCUUAAAAUCUAACAAACUAACUGCAAACAUUUCCCAGUUAAGCUUAAGGGAACCACAGUAUGCUUUACGAUAAUCCUGAUAAUAAACGGUAUUUAUAUAUUUUUUCAGAUAUGAGAGAAAGUUACAUAAAGGAUGAUAUCAUCCGAGCAGUAAACUGUAUAGUUCUUCCACUGGUGGACAUCAGUAUAGUUCUUUGCAAAGACAAAGAAAUUGUCUUCCCCCAAAAUAGAGAUAUAUUUGCUUAUAGCAAGUGAGUUUAUUGACAUUUGCCAAAGAAAAGGGAAAGGUAUAUUCAAAUGGAAAUCCUGUUCAAAAAAAGAAAAAAAGAA